This is a messenger RNA of Fundulus heteroclitus (mummichog), 1272 nucleotides long. Its product is annotated as fat storage-inducing transmembrane protein 1. The record is from RefSeq and is a predicted model, not a curated record. Gene Ontology annotation, biological process: lipid storage; phospholipid biosynthetic process; lipid droplet organization. Bases 130 to 1089 code for a protein of 319 amino acids. Lineage: Eukaryota; Metazoa; Chordata; Actinopteri; Cyprinodontiformes; Fundulidae. The transcript has 2 exons. Gene Ontology annotation, cellular component: endoplasmic reticulum membrane.
GCUGCGUGCCUCACAGCCGAAAAGUGGGACUGGUGUGCCUUUCAUAGACAAAAGAGAGAGAGAGAGACACACCGACAGGACUCCUGCGUGUCAAACAACACCCAAGUUAGACCAGCCGCGUUGAUUUAUAUGGAUCCAAAGGCGGAUAACUCCUCCAAAAGCUUCACAGCAGAAAUCAACUUAGAGAAGCUCCAAAAGAUAGCCGCAGAGCUGAUUCUCCCUGGCAGGUUCAUCCUCAGACCUCUGAAUGCUGCUCUGGAGUUUGUUACCCGCCUCCUGGCCUGGGUCUUAGGAUGCAGCCUGGUCCGAAGGCAUUUUCACCUCAUGCUGUCCGGGCUGGUCCUCUUUGGGCCUGUGCUGAGUUUCUGGGUUUCCAAGUAUAGCAUCUUCGCUAACGGCAACCACUACCUGUACAGGAAGUUCCUCAGGUCUACUUGGGGCUGGACCUGCCUCCUCGUGGGCUCCUUCGUCGUCGUCCUCUCCUUCUCGGCCCGCCGCUCCGUCCCCCUUACCCUGCGCCACCUCUCUCGGGUCGGCCUCGCGGGCCUGCUGUGGUGGGGCUGCCGGCGCCUUCUGACCCUGCUGGAGGACGCGGCCGGCGCCUGCUACGAACCCCUGGCCCCCGCCGGGGACGCCCAGAGCUCGGCCGCCCCGGCGCAGCCUCUGCUGCUCCUGCACCAGGACCAGACCAAGGCGUCCUGCCUCAGAGCCAACAUGAUGUGGAGGGGCUAUGAAGUCUCGCAGGAAACCCUCAUCCUCUGCCUGUGCUGCCUGCUGCUGGUGGAGGAGCUGUCCGUCUUCGGGCGUCACCUGGCGCAGGAGAGGCGUUCUCAUAGGUCCCCCGGCGCCCCGCUGAGGGCCCUGUUCCUCCUGUGCGUGGUUCUGCUCUUCCUGUGGAUGGCCCUGCUCCUGUGCCUGCUGGCGUACUUCCCUGCAUGGCCCGCUCAGCAGCUGGGAGGAGCUCUGGGCUACCUGGGCUGGAGGGGCCUGUAUCAGGGAUGGUUCCGGCUAACGCCCGCUCAGGGCUCCCCUGGUUUGCCGGGAGAGGGCCUUUUCACCGGGACAGACUCUGCUAAACACAGCCACUAGCUUAACCUUUGUUUUGAAGUAAGUAGCAGGAGACUCGUAAGAAUCCAGUUGCUUUAUUUUUGCAAUCUGAGACAAAAUGCAUGCAGCACUGCGAGAGAAAAGGAGAUCAUUUCUGUCAGGACAGCGGUUUGGGAACUUAAUCAGUGUUACACAACAGUAGCAGUAAUUUGCUUUAAAAAAAAA